AUGAAUGCCGAAGAGCGAGACCUCCAGCUAUAUCCUAUCGUCCCGGAGAACCUAAUAGCAAACUCCAAGACAAUCUCCGACCUUCAAUCCCUAUCGUCCUCCCUUCUCGGAAUCGCUGCGGGUAUCUUAGGCCUAGAAUCCUACACCGGCUUUCUUUUCUAUCUUCUCGGUACACUGUUUGUCAGCACGUUAAUAGUUACCUUCGUCAUGGGUGGAAAGCCAGAAGUUUACAGUCGCGGUGGAUGGAAAGACGUCAUCGCGGCUGAUGUCACGGGUGGAGUCAUGGGCUUUGUAUUAACGUGGACGUUGUUCUUUGGCCUGGUGAGGGUGUAG
Molecule: messenger RNA, 333 nt
Organism: Orbilia oligospora ATCC 24927
Lineage: Eukaryota; Fungi; Ascomycota; Orbiliomycetes; Orbiliales; Orbiliaceae
Exons: 2
Coding region: 1-333 (110 amino acids)
Biological process (GO): protein folding in endoplasmic reticulum; autophagosome assembly
Cellular component (GO): endoplasmic reticulum; EMC complex; membrane
Source: RefSeq, a predicted model, not a curated record